Molecule: messenger RNA, 1059 nt
Organism: Habropoda laboriosa
Lineage: Eukaryota; Metazoa; Arthropoda; Insecta; Hymenoptera; Apidae
Gene: Elp4
Product: elongator complex protein 4
Exons: 5
Biological process (GO): tRNA wobble uridine modification
Cellular component (GO): cytoplasm; transcription elongation factor complex; elongator holoenzyme complex
Source: RefSeq, a predicted model, not a curated record
ACGAGUCCUUCAUCCAGAAAUUCACUAACGCUUAUAUCAUCUGGAAUUUCUACUUUGGAUCAUAUCAUAGGUGGUGGAUUACCUGUUGGUUCCUUGUUUCUCAUUGAGGAAGAUCGGUAUGGCACAUAUGCAAAAGUUAUGAUAAAGCACUUUAUGGCAGAAAGUGUGGUUACAAAUCAACCGUUGUUAAUUGCAUCCAAAGAUACUAAACCAACACAGUUCGUGUCAGAAAUUCCAGCUGUUGCAGAAGAUACCAAAAAAUUUGAUCCACUUUCCUAUAAGAAAUAUAAGAAAGAUGAAGAAAUGCAAAUUGCAUGGAGAUAUCAACAUAUGCAUCUAAUGCAUACCUUAAUUAAAGGGAAUUAUUUUGGUCAUUACUAUGACCUUACAAAGCCAAUGAAAAAGGAAGUAAUUGAAAAAGCUGAUAUAACUCAGUGGUAUGAUGAUAGUUGUCCUGAAAAAGACAGUGGCUUUAACAAUAAGGCAUAUACAAAAUUACUAGUACAUAUUCAAGAAACUUUGAAAAAAGGACAAUAUUCAAUUUCAGAAAACCCACCAAAAAGACAGAUUCUAAGAGUUGUAAUUCACUCUUUAGGAUCAAAAUCAUGGUUUAGUGAUUCUGAAGAUGAUACACAUAAAGAUUUGCUAAAAUUUUUGUUUUUAUUUAGAGCACUUCUAAGGUACCAUUAUGCAGUUGGAAUGGUUACAGUACCUACAGAAGUGUUAGACAAUUCUAAUUCUAUUGUGGAACGAAUUGAACAUAUGUCAGACAUUGCAAUCAGGUUGGAAUCGUUUGCAGGCUCGCAAAAAGAAAGAAAUAUGUUAUUUAGAGAGUAUCAUGGCCUAUUGCAUUCUAGAAAAAUGCUUGCUUUGAAUACCAUAGGACCUCGUGAUCCAGAAUUAGUAGAUUUUGUAUUUAAAUUGCGUCGCAGCAAAUUUAUCAUCGAGGUUUUACAUAUACCACCUGAACUAGAGGAUACUACUGAAAUGGAACUACCUUUAGGAAUAUCAGUACCUGGAUGUUCUAAUCAGGGAUACAAAAAGUUGUUAGAUUUUUAA